GAGAUCAUUACUUUAUAUAUUACUUCCAUUAGAUUGCAUGAGCUAUGCCUUUAGAAAGUACAAUUGUUUGUGCCGUUCGAGGCUGCCAGAACAAUGGCCAAUCACUGAGGUCUUGGUUAGGUAGAGAGUGUUUUGAACAUCGGCCAAACCUAAAGGCAGAAUGCUCUUGUCCUCCUUUGUAUGAUUUUCAUAAACUGCCAAUGGGCGCUAUGGAGAGACAAAUGUGGCUGAGGGCUCUGCAUUUGAGCCAAGUGCCCCAAAAUGUGCAUGUCUGUUCUGUACAUUUCGCCGACAAGAGACCCACGGAUGCCCAUCCUUAUCCAGAGCUUAACUUGGGAGUCAUGAAGAAUCCAGAGGAUAACAUUCCAGCGGGGACUUUGUCGGGGAUACCAAAAGCUAGCGCUGUAACAGCUAAGAAAAAGAGGAAAGACCUAUCAAGGAAAGAGAGUGUGCAAGGAAAAUCCAUGGAAACGCCCACAACACCUUCAAGUGACUCAGGAUUGUCUGAGGAGCACAAGUGUGAGUUAUGUGGCACCUGCUUUGAGACGCGGCGAGGCCUCUCCAGCCACGCGCGGUGCCACCUGCGCCAGCUGGGCGUGUCGGUGUCGGACAGCAGCGGAGCGCCCAUCGAGCUGCUCUACCGCCUGAUCGAGGAGCGGGACGGCCAACUGCCCAAACCGGCUCCGCAGCCCAACCCCAUAAAGAGGCGCAAGGGGCUGCCCGCGGUCAAGAAGGAGGUGCAGGGGCCCGCGCUCAAGCUCAAGAUCUCCAACCUGGUCAGGAAGAAGUACAGCAUCUUCUCCCAGACGUCCCGCAAGACCUCCGCGGCCGCCACCUCCGCCGCCAUCGCCGGACGCCUCUCUCAGCCCCCGGCGCCCACCGCCACCUUGAGGAGGUUCGGCUCCUCGGCGUCCACCUCCUCCUCCCCCCUCACUCCGCUGCACGUGAAGGAGGCGAGGCCGAGCGCAGAGAGGAGCCCGUUGGCCACCUCCUCAGGCAAGCCCACGUGGGCCCCGCAAGACUCCGACGCCCCCCUCGACCUCAUGACCGUGGACCCAGCGGGUCGGGACGACGUGCACGUGUGCGAGCUGUGCGGCGCCUGGUUCGAGACGCGCAAAGGCCUCUCCAGCCACGCCCGCGCCCACCUGCGCACGUUCGGCAUCGACACGGCGGAGGCCAAGGGCGCCCCCAUCGACACCCUCCACAAGUUCAUGAUCAGCAAGGGCCUGAAGCCUGGCAGUGCCGGCGCGCAGCCCAGCGGCGUCAAGCAGGAGGAGUCCACGCUGGCCAUCUCGGCCAAGCGGCCCGCGCCACCCUCUCCGUCUCCCAGAGCAGGAGCUAAAGGCGCCGCCUCCUCCCCCUCACCAUCGGCCAAGCGUUUCAAAUCCUCCUCCUCAGAAGGGCUGCCCCUACUGGAGUCUCUGCAGAAAGAGGAUGAUGCAAAGAGUGAUGGCGAGUCGGCGCGGGACAUCGUGUGCGAGUUCUGCGGCGAGCUGUUCAUGCGCAGCCAGAGCCUGUCCAGCCACGCGCGCUCCCACCUGCGGCAGCUGGGCAUCACCGAGUGGAGCGUGCAGGGCUCGCCCAUGGCCACGCUGCGGGAGGUCAUGGCCCAGCGCGGCGUCAGCAGCAUCCUCAAGCUGCCCUCCAGCGCGCCCGCCUCGCACAGCCUGCCGUCGGCGCGCAGCCCGCUCAAGAUCCCCCCGCCGCCCGCCAGCCCGCUCCGCAUCCCCUCGGCCGCCGCCGCGCCGCUCAAGCUGCCCAAGGCCCGCAAGGGCUCCCGCUUCGUCAACAAGCCCAAGGACGAGCCCACCGAGGUGGACGUGAGCGAGGUGGUGGCCAUACCCGGGCCCUCCAGGAGCGGCACGCCUCAGUCCCCCUUCAGAAGUGACCUCGGCUCCGCCAACACUCAGUUAAUGAGGGCUCCCAAAACCGAACCGGACGUGAACCAGCCCGUGGAGUGCGACUACUGUAACGACACGUUCGACAGCCGCAAGGCGCUGUCCUGCCACGCCCGCGCCCACCUGCGGCAGCUGGGCGCCCGCUGGCCCGCCCAGGCCUCGCCCAUCGACGCCCUGCACGAGCUGAUGCAGCGCGAGGGCACCACGCGCGCCAGCAAGGUCAAGCGGGAGCCCAGCCCCGCCCCCAGCCCCGGCCGACGCCAGAGCGCCUCGCCUGUGGCCUUCACUCCGCCCCCGGGGGAGCCCGCCGCCAAGGGGGCCAAGGCCUCGUCCGAAGAUGCCACGUGCGAGCUCUGUGGCUUUGACUUUGAGAACCGCAAGGCCCUGGCCAGCCACGCGCGCGCCCACCUGCGCCAGCAGGGCGUGGACUGGCGCCUCAACGGCUCGCCCAUCGAGACGCUCAGCGCCUGGAUGCAGAAGGAGCCGGGCAAGGUGGCCGAGCUGCACAAGCGCUACAUGAUGGGAGACCUGCCCCACAUCAGGAAGAGGAGCUCGUCCUCCCCCUGCCCCUCCAGCGACUCGGAGGCCCCUCACGGCGGCGGCGGCCACAGGGCGUCCUCGUUGCUGCGCUCGUCUCUGGGGCUGCCCCAGGGCUCGUCCCGCGCCUCAGGGAGCAGAGACAAGAGCCACGGCAGCCACAGCUCCGCAGGGGCCCACAGCGAGCUCAACGUGCGCCAGCCCAGAGAACCACACACCACGUUUAGACGCCCACCAAAGCAUCAAUCCCAUACAGAGAGUAGAGUCCGAGAGAACAAACCUCCCAAACCCUCGCGCUCUGGAAACGUCCCCUCACUGGUGCCGAGGCCACCGGACACUCCCCUGGUCAGACAGGUGGGGAAGGUCUACUCUCUCAAGUGCAGGUUCUGCGAUAAGGAGUUCCGCGGGCCACUGUCGGUGCAGGAGGACUGGGUGCGGCACCUCCAGGAGCACAUCCUCAACCUCAAGAAGGACGCCGCGGUCCCCACCAGCCCCCUGUCCCCGGCGACGCCCGCACCCCCCCUCCACCUCACGCCGCAGCCGGUCUGACGGCCCAGCAUGCACUGCAGCAGCCGAUGGCAGCCUGGUGCUCAUAUGCAGGAGAACACUUGAUCCACUUGAAAAACAUUCAAUGAUUUUAUUCACUCAAACUCUCUUGUUGUGACGCGAUGGAAGCCGGUAGAAGUGUUUGGAACACACCGCACUGCUUAUAAGAACACCUACCUCUCGAUAGCCCGCAAAGUGGCUGCCACAUUAUGCUAAGGGCUUACUUUUCAUUGAUGAGUUCUUGUAAUGAUUUUUCCAGGUCUUUGAGCAGAAGUAUCAUGAGUUAGAGCUAGUCUCUUGUGCUAAACUGCCAGCCACUUCUGUACUAUACAGUGUGCCUUGGGUGGAGUACAUAUCAGUCAGGUAAAGCCACCAGCAGCUCUGAGAGUAGGAGGCAAACAUACGUUGCCCCUGAGACUUCAGAGUGACUGUUUUGGAAUAAGGAGAGCUCUGAUCAGGACCCUAGUACUACUACUACUACUUCUACUCUCUCAGGUGUAUGUUUUUAUGUACUUGUGUAACUCUGCCAUCUCACAUGAACAUUUGCAGAGCAGGCUUCUUUUUCUCUCUCCCCUUUUAAUGAACGGGAGGCUUCCCUGUGAUUUUUUUUUUGCACUGGAUUAUGGAUUACAGAAUCUAGUAAACGUUGAUCAGUGAAUGAUUUUGCCAACCGAAUCUGUUCCCAGGUCAGUCUGAGCUCAGGUGCCCCUGUUUUAACGUGGCCUCACUUUACCAUUUCUACACGUUGUGAUUGAUUUUUGUAAUUGCAUUUGAAAAGGUUUUAUAAAUUCUUUAUGUAAUUGUUGAAAUGUACGAGUUUACGGUAUACACUGAUAUAAAUGUUUUUACUUGCUGGAGUUUGGUCACGGUCAUCUACAGCUUGUUUGUUUUAGCAGGUUGUUGGAGCCUCUGUGUCUUAGGCCUCAAAGCACUACUGGAAACUGUCAAAUCAUCGUUCAUUAAAUUGGAAAGGUUUGUCUGAACCUCUAA
Molecule: messenger RNA, 3971 nt
Organism: Sardina pilchardus (European sardine)
Lineage: Eukaryota; Metazoa; Chordata; Actinopteri; Clupeiformes; Clupeidae
Gene: wiza
Product: WIZ zinc finger a
Exons: 10
Coding region: 45-2984 (979 amino acids)
Biological process (GO): regulation of transcription by RNA polymerase II
Cellular component (GO): nucleus
Molecular function (GO): DNA-binding transcription factor activity, RNA polymerase II-specific; RNA polymerase II cis-regulatory region sequence-specific DNA binding
Source: RefSeq, a predicted model, not a curated record